Lactuca sativa (garden lettuce) is the source of this 1471-nucleotide messenger RNA. RefSeq names its product voltage-dependent chloride channel 1, chloroplastic. The record is from RefSeq and is a predicted model, not a curated record. Gene Ontology annotation, molecular function: voltage-gated chloride channel activity. Gene Ontology annotation, biological process: regulation of photosynthesis, light reaction. Lineage: Eukaryota; Viridiplantae; Streptophyta; Magnoliopsida; Asterales; Asteraceae.
UCCACUCUCUCUCUCCCUCACUAAAAACGUCCGCACUCUUCACUUCACAGAAGCUCCCAACACAAUGUCCCCUCUCUCUUCGUUCCUUCAUUUACAUAACUGUAAUUUCCCUCCAUGGCCACACCAAAAUCUUCCUUUCGUAUCGCACCAUCAUCUUCUUCACAAUUCCUUCCAUGGACACCCUUCAAAUUCCCAUCAAAACCCUCCAAAAUCCUCUGUUCUCGAAACCCUAAUCCACCCUCUCCUCCAGCACCCAUAAAUCUAAUCUCAAUUCUUCGAGUAAUACCCGAUUGGGCCGAUGCAAUACAAGAGAGUCGUUUGAAACAGAAGAGGCAACUUUACAAAUACGAAGAUUGGGUUGAACACAGAAGCUCUUUGAGACAUCUCAGGCAUCUGCUGUCAAGUCUGAGUUCUAGGGUGGUUUUAUCGUUAGUCCCACCGGUUAUUGCCUUCACGACGGUGGCUGUGGUGGUUGCGAGUUACAACACGGCGGUGUUUUGGGAUUUGUUGCCGGAAUUUUUCCCGAUUUUGAGGGCUUCUUCUUUGCCUUACCAGUUGACAGCUCCGGCGUUGGCGCUUUUGUUGGUUUUCAGGACGGAAGCUUCGUAUUCAAGGUUUGAGGAAGGGAGGAAGGCUUGGACGAAGGUGAUUUCAGGGACAAAUGACUUCGCUCGGCAAGUGAUUGUUAGCGUGGAGACAGAAUCUGUGUUGAAAACGGCGCUUUUGCAGUAUAUUCUGGCGUUCCCAAUUGCUCUUAAGUGCCAUUUGAUUCAUGGAUCCGACAUAGGAGGAGACCUCAAGAAUCUUCUUGAGGAUAAUGAUUUAGAUCUAGUUCUGAGUUCAAAUCAUCGCCCACGUUGCAUUAUCCAAUUCAUCUCUCAAAGUCUGAAGUUGCUGAAUUUGGAAUCAUCAACACUAACCACGCUAGAAUCAAAAGUUACGUGUUUCCAUGAAGGAAUUGGUGUUUGUGAACAAAUCACAAGCAUACCUAUCCCUGUUUCCUACACUCGUUUGACUUCAAGAUUUCUUGUUCUAUGGCAUCUCACCCUUCCAAUAAUUCUGUGGGACGAUUGUCACUGGAUUGUAGUCCCCGCUACUUUCAUCAGCGCUGCUUCUCUAUUCUGCAUCGAAGAGGUGGGGGUUCUGAUUGAGGAACCAUUUCCGAUGCUUGCUCUGGAUGAGCUAUGCAAACUGGUUUAUGACAAUGUUCAAGAAACAUUAAAAAGUGAGCAAAAGAUUCGAAAAAUACUUAACACCAAAAUUAAGGAUGCUGUUUCUUCUAGAAAGCUCGCAGCAAAUGGGCACCCAGCUUCAGGAGGUGGACAAAGUAUUUGGCCUAAUAAUUCCUCAAAUAGUAUAAACAAUUGACGUAUCUUUUAUCUUUAUGAGGAAUGCUAUGUUUUUAAAAGGCGAUGUCUAAUACUGUAGAUGUUUAUCUUCCAUUAUUAUUAUUAUUGUAUCUGUAUAUAUA